CCACAGAAGAAGAAGAAAGUGUAUUUAGACACCCGGAACCAUGCAGAGAAUAGUUUUUGCCGGACUGAAUUCUUCGUGACCCCUCUCAUUUAUGGGAUGGUUUUUGUCAACAUGUUGUCUAAACAUGGACGAUGGGAAACUCUGGAGGCUCUAAAAAACUCUCCGAAGGGGAAACUUUCCUUUGACCCGCACUGGUUAGACAGAGGCGAGGACAUUCUGGCAGGCUGUAAAGACACCCUGAGCUUGUCCCCACACUCUGGCUCCAUUUUGGAGCGCAUCAGCUCAUUCUCCCCACAGAAAUCUUUCCUGGUUUCCAAAGACUACGGCUCAGAACUGUCAGAGACGCCAUCCUCAUCAUCCUCCUCAGCAUCUGACAGCAAUGGCAAAAACUCCAGACGUUCAGCUGCUCCCCACAACCCUACUCUUGAUGCUGAGGUGAAGCAUGAAAGUCCAGGUCCAGAAUGCAGCCAGGAUCCUGGUCCUGUGUCACCACCUGCAAUCUCGCUGCUGUCCCCCAAAGCCAUGGAGACGGCAGGUCGCAUUCUCAGGUUUCAGGAGGAGCAGCGCGAAAAGGCCAAGAUCUUACUCAGACAGCGGCAGGAGGUGCAGGAAAGGCUGGUGGAGGAGGUGUCCAACGUAGAAUCUGAGCACCUGAAGCGCUUCGAGGAGCUAACGGAGCUGAAGCAGAGACAGGAGUUCCAGAGUAUGAGGGACAUGAUGGACAGAGAAACUAAAGAGAGCAUGGGCCGUCAAGAAAAGCUGAAGGAAGAGCAGCGCCACAGAAUCAGGAUCUUAAACCUUCGGCUGAGGGAGCUGGAGAUGCAGCGCCUUCGCGAGGCUGAGCUUGAGAAGCAGAGGCAGGCAGAGGGAAGGGAGAAAUUGCGAAACCUCAACACCAUCCAGGAGGAGAUCCUGCAGCUCAACCAGCUGCUGGAGCCGUCCACGCAGACCCUCGCGGACCUCCCCCCCAGCAGCCUCAGCUCCUACAGCAGCCGUGGGAACCAGCUCUGCUCCCAGGUGUCAGAGGUAGUGAGGAAGACGGCACAGGGAGAGUUUCCCAGUGCUGAAGACAUGACGGCAGCAGAGCGAGCUCUCCACGACAUGAGGGGCCUGAUCCGCCUGAUGCAGCAGGAGGUGGCCGAGGCUCAAGAAAGGAAGAAGCAGCAGCAGGAGCAGGAAAAGGAGCAGGGGAGGCAGCAGGAGCUUCAGGCCCAGCAGGAGGCACAGAAGAAAGCUCAGCAGUUGGCCAACGAAAAGGCCCAAAAAAAAGGGCUGCAGAACAGCGCGGACAGCGUCACGCUGGCAUGGUUUAAAGAACUGCAGGACUCAGCCGCUCGGUGCACUCAGGCCAUGGAGCCGCUGUGCUCCUCAAAGGACUCCCAGACGAACAAACUGAAGCUGGAGCUCCAGAAAGCCGCCACCAUCCCUGUCAGCCAAAUUUCCAGCAUCUCCGGCAGGCAGCUCAGAGAAAUCUUCAACAAGAUCAACGGCUUGCUGUCGGGUCGGUCGGUGGUGUCUGGGGGGAGGACCAUCUCCAGCUCUCAGCACCCGCUGGCCCUGAACUUCAUCAGCUACAAACUAGCGGAGAAGUUUGUGAAACAGGGUGAGGAGGAGGUUGCAUCUCAUCACGAAGCUGCCUUCCCCAUUGCUGUGGUGGCCUCUGGAAUCUGGGAGCUGCACCCCCAUGUGGGGGAUCUCAUCCUGGCUCACCUGCAUAAAAAGUGCCCCUACGCCGUCCCACAUUACCCCCCAAUGAAGGACGGCACUCCUGUGGAGGAAUACCAGAGGAUUCUCGGUUACCGUGUGGACGCCAACGGCGUGGAGGGUCAAGACAGCUUCCUGAAAAGAAUGUCCGGGAUGAUCCGGCUCUAUGCCGCCAUAAUCCAGCUCCGAUGGCCCUUCGGCUCAAAGCAGGGGUCUGUUCCUCACGGCCUGGACCACGGCUGGCGCUGGCUGGCCCAGAUGCUGAACAUGGAACCUCUGGUAGACGUCACUGCUACGCUGCUGUUUGACUUCCUGGAGGUUUGUGGCCACGCAUUGAUGACCCAGUACCAGAGUCAGUUCUGGAAAGUCCUCCUGCUGCUCAAAGACGAGUAUUUCCCCAGAAUUGAAGCCGUGACCAGCACUGGAGAGAGGGGGUCCAUGAUCCGACUCAAACAGUUUUUGGAGACGUCGCUGCAGAGGAGACACAUCAGUCCACCCAAAGGCCAACUGACUUCCAGCUUCUGGACGUCCUCUGAGUGAAGACGAGCGCUGCAGACCUGCUGGAUGAAGGCGUCUGGACGGAAGCAGCUGCUCUUGAACACAAGCUGGAGGUCUGCUUGGGCUUCUGGAUGAGCUCCUGGUUUUUAUUUUCCUCGUCUUUUUGGACGUUCAGACUAACGACUGGACUUUCAUGGUUGUAGGUGGUGUUCAACCCCAACAGAAAUGACUUUUUUUAACACGUUCCUAUGUUUGUUACAAACAGCUGCAACACCACCGUUUCAGCGGUCUAACCAGGAUGAUCCGGUGUAACUACCAUUACUGUGCAUCAGUGCGGAUGUCUGCAUGUGUCUGAGGUGCAGCAGGAACUUCGUUUUAUAAAUGUUUAAGGAAGUGCAGCGUCACUGCUUAUUUUUUCCAGAAUCUUCAGACAGACACCAAGUCUGUGCUGCACUAAAGUGGAGAAUCUCUGCACAUAGCUGCUUAGAAGGUGGAAAGAUGUUCAGAAAGCCAUUACAUUUCAGCAGGAACUACAAUAAUGUUGGGUCUAAUGGUCUCUGGGUCCAGAUCAGUCAGAAGAGCUGAAGUCAGGCUGUACACCUGAUAAACUGCUUUAUUUGCCUCACAAGAGUCAAAGUGGGCUUUGGCCGCCAAUCCAACCAUCAUUUUAAACUUGAUCCUCCAUUCAGUGAUGAAGUCACAUUGAACUGGCCUAGUAAAUGUUGGAACCCGUGUUCUUUAGAAGCUUCUGAAGCCGUUCGGACCAACAACCGACCACAAAUGUCAGGACAUCAGUCAGACCCGUCUGCUCCCUGCUGUGGUGUGUGCCUGAAUGGGAGACAGGACGUCCGUCUACAGGGACGUACCAGUUUAGAAGACGGGGUUCAAAUGAGGCUUGUGUGGAAAAAGAUGCUUUUUGCUGAUUUCAGUCUUUUCAUCUUACAAACAUGCAAACAAUGAUUGCUGGGGGAGGGGACAUUAAAGUGACCACACGUUU
Molecule: messenger RNA, 3199 nt
Organism: Oryzias latipes (Japanese medaka)
Lineage: Eukaryota; Metazoa; Chordata; Actinopteri; Beloniformes; Adrianichthyidae
Gene: gle1
Product: GLE1 RNA export mediator
Biological process (GO): poly(A)+ mRNA export from nucleus
Cellular component (GO): nuclear pore cytoplasmic filaments; cytoplasm; nuclear pore
Molecular function (GO): phospholipid binding; inositol hexakisphosphate binding; translation initiation factor binding
Source: RefSeq, a predicted model, not a curated record